Messenger RNA from Verticillium dahliae VdLs.17, 984 nucleotides. RefSeq names its product aldo-keto reductase yakc. The transcript has 6 exons. The record is from RefSeq and is a predicted model, not a curated record. Gene Ontology annotation, cellular component: cytoplasm. NCBI's taxonomy places the organism in Eukaryota, Fungi, Ascomycota, Sordariomycetes, Glomerellales, Plectosphaerellaceae. The coding region runs from base 1 to 984 and encodes 327 amino acids.
AUGGUCCACACACUUCCCUUCGCCGACAUCCAAGUCACGUCGCCAGGCUUUGGCGCCAUGGGCAUCAGCUUUGGCCUUGGCAGCAACCUGACGCUCGAACAGGCUGAGCCUGUUCUCCUUAAGGCGAUUGAACUUGGCUGCACAUUCUGGGAUACAGCAGUGGUUUAUCAGGCUGGUGUCAACGAAAGGCUUCUGGGAGAUUUCAUCAGGAAGCACAACGCUCGCGACAAAGUCUUUUUGGCAUCCAAGUGUGGGAUCGCUGCCUUUGGCGAUAUGGGUGUAACCAACUCCGCCUCUCACAUUAAUGAGUACAUUGAAGGCACUAUCGACCGGCUUGGUUUCACACCUGACCUUUACUAUCUACACCGUAUUGAUCCAAACACUCCGCUCGAGGAGUCCAUCCCAGCGUUGGACAACCUUCGCAAGCAGGGCAAAACCAAGUAUAUUGGCCUAUCAGAAUGCUCAGCAGCGACACUGCGCAAGGCCAACUCCAUCGCCAAGAUCGAUGCUCUCCAAGCUGAAUACUCCGCCUUCGAAACUCUCCAUGAAACGGACGGCUUGAUCGACGCAGCAAAGGAAUUGGGCAUCGCCUACGUGGCAUAUAGCCCUCUCGGUCACGGUUGGCUUGUCGAUGGCUUCCCCUACAAGACCCCUGACGAUUUUGCCCCCGAUGACUUCCGUCGCACUGUUCCCAAGUUCCAAGGUGAGAACUUCUACAAGAAUAAGGCGAUUGUCACCGAAAUCAAGAAGCUGGCAACGCGCAAGGGCUGUUCCCUAACGCAGAUCGCUCUGGCAUGGGUGGCAGCCCAAGGCAUGAUUGCCAUUCCUGGCACAACCAAGUCUACGCGACUGGAGGAGAACUUUGCGUCACGAGAUGUGGAAUUGUCGGAAGAUGAAAGGAAGGAACUCCGGCGUAUAAUUGACUCGGCCAAACCAGUCGGCAACAGGUAUAAUGAGGCUCAGCAGGCUCUUGUGGGUCAUUAA